Molecule: messenger RNA, 6033 nt
Organism: Sphaerodactylus townsendi
Lineage: Eukaryota; Metazoa; Chordata; Lepidosauria; Squamata; Sphaerodactylidae
Product: disintegrin and metalloproteinase domain-containing protein 9-like
Exons: 23
Coding region: 165-2582 (805 amino acids)
Biological process (GO): proteolysis
Cellular component (GO): plasma membrane
Molecular function (GO): metalloendopeptidase activity
Source: RefSeq, a predicted model, not a curated record
CUAGUGGUGAAAACUGCCUAAGAGCUCAUAAAAUUGUGUAAGAAGAAUCAAGUUUUGCUUAGGCUGUCUUGCCCCAGUCAGAGUAUUUGUACUACCAUUUAAAUGAAAUCCCUUUGGAAUUUCAAACUGGAACAUCUUUGCAAGUGACGCUGGAAGAACAGACCAUGUUCGAAAGCUGUCUUUAUUUAUUCCUUUUAGCUCUAACAACCAGCAUUGGAAAACAAGUGCUGACAGUGGGUGUAAGUGCUCAUAAGAUUCCUAGAUAUUCUACUUAUGAAAUUGUCAUUCCUCAAAGACUAACAAAGAAGCACUGGACUCAUCUUCAUGAGGAACAUUUUGGUAAUGAAUUAUCUUAUUUAAUUCAAACUGGAAAUGGAACACACACCCUGAAAUUAAAGAAAAAUGAAAAUCUUAUUGGAAAAAAUUUCAUAGUAUUUACGCACAGUAAUGAUGGGGAAUUGGAGACAACUCCCUUUGAAGCCAAGACUCACUGCUAUUACCAUGGAGUUCUUGAAGGAGCUGCUGACUCUCUGCUUGCUUUCAGUACCUGUGAUGGACUUAGGGGCAUUCUCCAUAUUGGUGGCAAACAGUAUGGCAUGGAACCAGUUGAUGGAUCAGAUCAAUUUGAACACUUUUUCUAUCAAGUAGAAAAUUCUCCUCAAGACUCUUUUCUGUGUGGUGUACAAAACAAUGACCUGCAUUAUCAUCAUCAAAGCAUGGAGCCUUUUCUGAAGCACACAAAUAUAUCACAUGGACAUUUUGGCAGGGAUACCAUUCUACGGAAGAAACGUGCAGUGCUGCCACAGAAAAGCUAUGUUGAACUAUACAUGGUGGUGGAUAACAAGAAGUAUUUGCAGAAAGGUGGAGAUGUGGCAUCUGUAACCAAGGAAAUAAUUGAACUGGCUAAUUACGUUGAUGCGAUGUUCAGUUCUUUAAACAUACAAAUUGUACUAGUUGGACUGGAUAUAUGGAUUAAAGAAAACUUCAUAGAUGUGGAUAUGGGUUCAGCUGGAGAUGUUCUGAGUGCAUUUGCAGCUUGGAGACAGAAAACUCUCAUGAAGCAACCGAGAAAUGAUGUUGGCCAUCUUAUAAUAGGGAGACAACCAUUUGGUUCGACAGUUGGAAUGGCUUUUGUUGGGACAGUUUGUAACCGGGAUUUAGGAGGAUCAAUCAGUACUUUUAAUCAUGAGGAUGUGAUUGCUCAUGCGUCAAUUGUUGCACAUGAACUGGGACAUAAUCUGGGUAUGGAUCAUGAUGAUAAAAGAUGUCCAGGUUCCUACAUUAUGCACAGCUCAGCUAAUGGGUCCAAGAACUUCAGCAGUUGCAGUUCCAAUGAUUUUGAAAAUCUCAUCUUGAAAGGUGGUGGAAGCUGUCUUAGAAAUCCUCCCAAACCAAGUGAUAUCUUUACAGAACCAGUUUGUGGCAAUCAAAUAGUGGACAAGGAUGAAGAAUGUGACUGUGGUACACCAAAAGAAUGUACCAGCCCUUGCUGUGAUGCUGCAACCUGCAAACUGAAACCUGGGUCAGAAUGUGCAGAAGGUUUAUGUUGUGAGAGUUGUAAGUUUAAAGUAGCAGGAAGUCCAUGCAGGCCAAAAAUGAACAGUUGUGAUCUUCCUGAGUUCUGCAAUGGAACUGAUGCCUAUUGUCCAGAAGAUGUGUAUAUCAUGAAUGGCUACCCUUGUAACAACAUGCAAAGUUACUGUUAUAAUGGAGUCUGUCAGAAUUAUGAUUCUCAGUGCGAAUCCCUUUUUGGAAAAGGAGCUAAAAAAGGACCAGAUAUUUGUUUUGAAAUUGCCAAUGCUAAAGGAGACAGAUUUGGCAAUUGUGGAAUGACAGGACCAAAUUUCGUUAAAUGUUCCCAGGCUAACAGUUUGUGUGGGAAGCUUCACUGUACAUCUUUCAAUCAUGAGAAUCUUCCCGAAGCUUACAUCCAAAACCAACAAGGUGUUUCAUGCAUAACUACUGAUUUUCACUUAGGAUCAGAUAUCCCUGAUCCAUCUCUGGUUCAGAAAGGCACAGCUUGUAAACAAGGAAAGGCCUGUGUUGAUUUCAAGUGUGUGAAUGCAAGCUUUCUGGGUUAUAACUGUGAUGUAACAUACAAAUGUAACAACCGUGCAGUAUGUAACAACAAAGAUAACUGCCAUUGUGAUCCCGGAUGGGCACCUCCCUUUUGUGACAAAUCUGGUUAUGGUGGCAGCAUAGAUAGUGGCCCAACUCAUAUAGAUACAUCACUUCGAGAUGGUUUACUAGUGUUUUUCCUGCUUGUGUUGCCUGUGUUAACUGUGGUAGUGACUGCAGUUGUUAAGAGACAUGCGAUUGAAAGAAGACUUUGCAGAGAAUGUAGAAGACGCCGCAGGGCUAAAAAUGCACAGCAGGCAAGACAGAAUAAUACACCUAGUAGAUCAAACCAUCUUGAUGCAGUGAACAACAGGAGGCCUGCUACUUCAAAUUCUGGAGUCUUUACAAUGUCGCACUUCCCUACAUCAAGGUUGCCAGAACAACAUCUGCCUGGUCCAUCUCCACCAAGACCUCCUUUGCGACCUCCAAUCCCACCAAGGCCUGUGUUUGCAAACAUAUCUUGAAAAAGUCUCAUCCAGUUAGACCAGAGGUUCCCAACCUGUUUGAGCUGGUGGGUGCCUUUGGAAUUUGGACAGUGUGGCAGGAGUAGCCACAAAAUGGCUGCCAUAGCUUACCUUCAGUCACACAGUGAAGAUCCUUGUGCUGUUUUGGCAGCUGCUGUCAAAGCAAUAUUUUUAAUCAUCUACACCACUCAAAUAUCCAGUAACCAGAACGAGAGCCCUUGUAGGGCAAUAUGAGUGCCAAUUCUAAAUUAAUGGCACAUUUUUCAAGUAUUUUUUUACCAAUAUACAAGUAAAGCCUUCAUUUUAACUGUAAUUAAGGAGAACAUAUAUAGUUUUAUUUUAUUUUAAAAAAUUGUUGGGCAGGCUCUAACAAGAGAAGGGUUUUUUUAAUCAGCAGAAUAAAGGAGACUGAUUAGCACUGUUCUUCUCCCAACACAAGCAAAUGAAGUGUUUCUUAUAACAGCAACAACAACAAAAAUUGGUUCUAUGAAGAAGUGUUCCGUUUAAGUUGAGCUGCUGUAGACACAUAAAAAGUAUUUUGUGAAGAAAAUACAUUGAAGAGGGGGGUAAACCACUUGAGGCAAAUUAUGCAUAAAAGCACCAACACAUUUCCCAGAAGCAUAAAGACAAAUGCACUUUUUAAGCUAUGUUUCCCAGUUCAUCAACUAUGGUCCAGAGCAUAGAAGUGGGCAUUCCUGCAUAGAUUGAUGUUCUGAAUUAAGUACAUACACAAAAAAAGGGUAGGGGACAUUUCUAUCUUAAUAUAUUUUCCAAUAUUUAAGAACAAAUAUUUUUGUAAUUGUGUUAGUGGGACAUUCUAGAGAUAUUUUGUAGAGAUAUAACUUUUUUUGUUAUAUUGAAAUGGGUACGGCACAGACAGAUGGAAGACUGACUGCCCAAUCCUAUGAGGAGGAGCAAAUGGGUUUAUGGAGCUGGCGUGGGGAUGUAUUGGUGCAUUUGCCCACCCUGUUGGUGUAAGUGGCUCUUACUCUGGCAUGGAGAGCAAACUGGGAGGUAGGUGGGCGCCAUACAAUUCAGCGGUGCCCGACCUAGAAAUGCCUGCCCCCUGAAGAGCUGUGCCAGUCUAAACCUGGCUGUCCACACAGUUGGGGUGGGCUAGGGGCAUUCCCAGGGUGGAGCCAACUUUAGUCGACUUCUACUCGGCUUUUGAGCUGGGAAUGACCCCGGCACUGGUCUUGGACUAACAUCACCCAAAAGGGUGGUGGAACUCCAUUGAGUCCUAUGAAGUAGCUGUGGGUUGUUGUUUUUCCAGUUUUCCUCCCUCCCCACACUGCCUGGAAGGCCUCUGGAGGCAGCAUGACAGUGAUGCUGUUACUGGCCAAUGGAGCCCUGUGGAUUGAGCUGUUACAAUGCAAUCCUAAACACAGUCACACCCUACUAAACCCACUGACUUUAAAGGAUGUAGAAGAAUUUAACAAUGAUUUGAAUGCCUGUGCCUGUUUUCCAUUCUUCCAUUGUAAACAUUUAACAACCAAGCAUCAACUUUAAAUAGAUAGUAUAUAGAAUUUGAUGACAGUAUUGUACUAUGAAUAAGCAGUCAAAAUCAAAUCUACUAAUUCUUCCAUACUGCCUUUAUUUUGUAAAUGAAGAAUAUAGUUUGCUUGCUGUGAAUUUUCUACCUCAAUCAGACCAUUCACGAGGAUAUUUAUUUGGCUUACUCCUAUCACUCCUAGUUAAAUCUGAUAAAAUGCAAGUGCAUACUGAUAUUUAAUUUAUUAAAAUUAAUGUACUGAAAACAAUAACUAUGCAGUUUGAAGGUUCCAACAUUCUUUUCGCCCUACAAUUGCCACAUUGUUACCAUACGUAAUUUUCCUGUGGAUUAAUUUCACUUAGGAUUUCCAACUUUGGCUUGGGAAAUUUUGGAGAUCUGGGGUGAUGCUUGAAGUAGUACUUCACUUCUCCUGGACUCUACAUAAUACCAUGGAGCCCACCCUCCAAAGCUGACAUUUCAUUGAGCAGAUCUCUGUAAUUCUACCCAAAGGUUAUUCAAGAUUCCUUUAAAACUUUUCCAGUGUCAAACCCUGUGACAUACCAUGAGGUAGAAAAAAAAGACAGUAUAGUGCUGAAUAGAAACAUGUUUAAACAUUACAUGCACAACUAGAAUGACUGGUAUAGUUUAAGCCAAUCUACAGAUAUUUAGCUAACUUUCUGAGAAAUAAUGAAGACUCAGACAGCCCCAUCCAAGGGGUCCAGGUGGCCUGCUGCUCCCAAAGGGGCUUCCUGGCAGUGUGGGGAGGCUUGCAAAGUGGAAAAACCUUCCUGCCAAGAAGCCCCCCAUUGGACUUAAUAGACUUACCAAGUCUGUUAAGUGAGUCUGAAGCCCCAGCCACUGGCACAAUGUGACAAAUUGUGGGGAGGAAGCUGACUAAUGAGGGUCCUCCCCUGGCCAUACCCCCGCCCAGUGGAAAGGGUCUGGAAUGCUAGCAUGGUAUCUGGUGCCACUUCCUAAUGGGAGGGCCACAGUGGCUGCACACUGGUGAAUUCACACCUUUGCUGGUGUAAGAGUCCUGGGGAGGGCAAAUCCACCAGUACAGCUGCAGGCCACUCCCCUGGGUGGAUUUACCCCUCUCUUUGGAUGGGGCUGGUAAUCUUGUUACAGAAAUUAGUCUAACAAUACUCUUUUAAUACUAGAUGUUAUAACAUGUGGCCUUUCCCCAGAAUAUUAUAUAACUAAUCAAAAUCUAUAUCUUUCUUUCUUUGAUGAUCAAACUUUAUGAACUAUUUUGUAAUAAAUGUAUUAUUACUGUAAUUGUUUUAAUUUUUAUUGUGACAUCUCUUGAAAAUCAGUAGUAGGAAUAUAUUUUGUAAAACUUGUUAAUACAGUUGUUCCUCCAAUAAUAUGUAGUCUUCAUAGAAAACAAUUUACAGAAACAAAAGGCAUUGUAAAUACUUUGUCUCAAAAUACUCAUUACUUAAAAAAGAAAAAAGCUACAGCAUGACCAAAAUAUAAAAAUAGGUUUUGAAAAACGGUUUUGGCUGAUGAAAACAAACACGGUCAUUACUUCACACAUGGUCAUUACUUCACACACAAUCUCAAAUACUUUGAUGGCUGUAUCAAAAUUAAGUGUUUGGGUGGCAUUUCAUUUUUAUGGGGACACGAAUUACAGGGGUAAAUACAGAAACUUAUAUACAGCAUUUACUGUACUAAGUUAAAAAGAUUAAAACAAAAAGCCAUCAUCCAUUAUUUCGGAGAAAGCAGGGCAAAGUUUGGUAGGCUAUGAAUUCUCAUCAAAGAUCAACCAACAUGAAGGCCCAAAUCAAUGAAAAUAAAGCAAGAAACUGUAAAAAAAAAAAGGGGGGGGGCAGUAUGAACUCAAAAAUGCUUAGACUGUGUUGUACCCCAGAAUUCACCAACUCUAUUAAAGGUGGAAAUAAAAGGUGUACUAUUGUGAACUUCUGAAACGACCUUGUUUGAACAUCCCUCAUCCAA